CUUUGCUUGAGCUGCAGUUGAAGAGGUGGUAGUUAACUGCUGAGGGAUGGGGGUUAGAGAAGCGUGCACCAUCCGACUACCUGUGUGGGAUAUAUGAUGUGCUGUGUGUUAGUUUGAACAUUUAUCCAAAGGAGGGAUGUUUCAUCAUUUCAUGGACACGGCCAAUGUUGCAACUUUCACUGAUAACAUGAAACGAGGCAUUGCAAGUGCCAACAACUCUGUUAUGUGAGGAUGGCUUUGUAAAAACCCUGGCUCUUCACAUUCGUCGGGAUUCCCCGCAAUAUUCUCAACAAGAAAACAAAUCCGCAAAAAUGGACAAUGAAAGUGUAGCACAAAGAUACGAGCCCGUCGCCGAGAUUGGCGAAGGUGCUUACGGAAAGGUGUACAAGGCACGAGAUUUGAAGAACGCGGGACGCUUUGUAGCCCUAAAAAGAGUUCGGGUACAGACGGAGGAGGAAGGGAUGCCCCUCUCGACCAUCCGUGAGGUGGCGGUACUGAGGCAACUGGAGGCAUUCGAACACCCCAACGUGGUCAGACUGUUCGAUGUGUGUACUGUGUCUCGGACCGACCGCGAGACCAAGCUGACCCUGGUCUUUGAGCAUGUUGACCAGGACCUGACCACAUACCUAGAGAAAGCCCCUGAUCCUGGGGUGCCACCUGAAACUAUCAAGGAUAUGAUGUACCAGCUGCUGCAGGGGUUGGACUUCCUGCACUCACACCGUGUGGUUCACCGGGACCUGAAACCCCAGAACAUCCUGGUCACCAGUGGAGGACAGAUAAAACUGGCCGACUUCGGUCUUGCCAGAAUAUACAGCUUUCAGAUGGCCCUGACCUCCGUGGUGGUGACGUUGUGGUACAGAGCCCCAGAGGUGUUGCUCCAGUCCAGCUAUGCCACCCCAGUUGACCUGUGGAGUGUGGGCUGUAUCUUCGCUGAGAUGUUCAGGAGAAGACCUUUGUUUAGAGGAAGCUCAGAUGUUGAUCAGCUGGGCAAGAUUUUUGAUGUGGUCGGGGUUCCCUCGGUGGAGGACUGGCCCCAGGAAGUUGCCCUACCACAGAGUGCCUUCUCUCCACGACCCCCUCAGCCAAUCGGAAACCUCAUCCCUGACAUGGACGAGCUGGGGAAGUCCCUUAUACUGCAAUUCCUGGCAUUCAAUCCCGCCAAAAGGAUAUCAGCGUUUGCUGCUCUGACCCACCCCUACUUCCAGAGUGUGGAUAGUGACAGUAAGAGUGUGUACGCUCAGCCCAUUGCCAGCAACAAGCCCACCAUGGAGGAGAGCGCUGCCUGACAGCCCCCCGUCCCAGGACAAGAGAGAGAGAGCGAGAGAGAUGGACACAAAGACAGAGAAAGAGAGCAACAGACAGACAUUUGAUUCUAAAAUGCAACAGUGCUGUCUUCCACAAUGUACUGAUUUGAAUGCUGCUUUUAGGAUCAUUUUUUUAAAAUAAAAAAAUGUAAACAAUGCAAGGACCCUUAAAGCUGAGAUGUACUGCCACCAGGGGAGAACCUCUGGAUGUCCAGGAGCUGCUGCCUCUUGUCUUUUCUGCCUUAGCCUGAGAAGAGGCUCCUCAGUGAGGGAACACCAAGCACCAAGGGUAGGUCGGCAUGGAUCUCACCUGGAGCUCAUCUCCACGACUGAACUGAGAGAGAGGAUACACACACAUAUGUUUAUCCCAUGCAGGAGGACCUCACACUGCCUAGCGCUGCUUAUGGUCCAAACAUACAUUUGUGUUUUUAUAUCACUGCCAUCUACAGGUAGUCCUGUGUUACUGCAGGCUGGAGCAGGAUUCUGAUGGGCUUCAGCUUAAAAGACUUUGACUGGUGCGAACUAAGCACUUCACGGAACAACUGAAAAUGGAUCACUUUGAGUUCUUCUUAUGGUAUCCAUACUUCAGUGUCAUAAAGUGAGAUGAAAUCUGAUGGACACCAUUCAAGAGCCUAUGUGUUACUCUUUCUGAUGACCUGAUCAAUCAAUCAAAUGUAUUUCUAAAGCCCUUUUUACAUCAGCUGAUGUCACAAAGUGCUGUACAGAAACCCAGCCUAAAACCCCAAACAGCAAGCAAUGCAGAUGUAGAAGCACGGUGGCUAGGAAAAACUCCCUAGAAAGGCAGGAACCUAGGAAGAAACCUAGAGAGGAACUGGGUGGCCCGUCCUCUUCUGGCUGUGCCGGGUGGAGGUUAUAAGAGUACAUGGCCAUUUAAGGCCAGAUUGUUCUUCAAGAUGUACAAACGUUCAUAGAUGACCAGCAGGGUCAAAUAAUAAUCACUGGUUGUAGAGGGUGCAACAGGUCAGUACCUCAGGAAUAAAUGUCAGUUGGCUUUUCAUAGCCAAGCAUUCAGAGGUCGAGACAACAGGUGCGGUAGAGAGAGAGAGUCAAAAACAGCAGGUCCGGGACAAGGUACAAGGUCUGGGACACGCCCGGUGAACAGGUCAGGGUUCCCUAGUCUCAGGCAGAAGAGUUGAAACUGGAGCAGCAGCACGACCAGGUGGACUGGGGACACCAAGGAGUCAUCAGGCCAGGUUGUCCUGAGGCAUGGUCCUAGGGCUCAGGCCCUCCAGGAAGGGAGAGAGAGAGAAUUAGAGGGAGCAUACUUAAAUUCACACAGGACACCUAAUAAGACAGGAUAAUUACACAAAAUAGGACAGACUGACCCUAGCCCCCGGCACAUAGACUAUUGCAGCAAAAUACUGGAGGCUGAAUGGGGGGGGGGAGACACUGUGGCCCGUCCGACGAUACCCCGGACAGGGCCAACCAGGCAGGAUAUAACCCCACCCAUUUUGCCAAAGCAUAGCCCCCAAACCUUUAGAGCUAUAUCAACAGACCACCAAUUUACUACCCUGAGACAAGACUGAGUAUAGCCCACGAAGAUCUCCUCCACUUCACGAGCCGGGGGGGUGCAAAACCGGACAGGAAGAUCACGUCAGUGACUCAACCCACUCAAAUGACGCACCACUCCUAGGGACGACAUGGAAGAGCACCAGUAAUCCAGUGACUCAGCCCCUGUAAUAGGGUCAGAGGCAGAGAAUCCCAGUGGAGAGAGGGGAGCCAGCUAGGCAGAGCCAGCAAGGGCGGUUCGUCGCUCCUGUGCCUUGUUGUUCACCUUCUCACCCCUGGGUCAGACAACACUCAAUCAUAGUACCUACUGAAGAGAUAGAUGAGUCUUCAGUAAAGACAAAGGUUGAGACCGAGUCUGCUUCUCUCACAUGGAUAGGCAGACUAUUCCCUAAAAAAUUUGCUCUGUAGGAGAAAGCCCUGCCUCCAGCUAUUUUCUUAGAAAUUCUACGGACAAUAAGGAGGCCUGUGUUUUGUGACCGUAGCGUACGUGUAGGUAUGUACGGCAGGAUCAAAUCUGAGAGAUAGGUAGGAGCAAACCCAUGUAAUGCUUUGUAGGUUAGCAGUAAAACCUUGAAAUCAGCCCUAGCCUUCUCAGGAAGCCAGUGUAGAGAGGCUAGCACUGGAGUAAUAUGAUCAAAUGUUUUGAUUCUAGUCAUUCUAGGAUUCUAGCAGCCAUGUUUAGCACUAACUGAAGUUUAUUUGGUGCUUUAUCCGGGUAGCCGGAGAGUAGAGCCUUGCAGUAGUCUAAUCUAAAAUAAUUUUUGGACAAAAAGUUUCUGAUUUUUGUAAUGUUACAAAGAUGGAAAAAAAGCUGUCCUUGAAAUAUUCUUGAUAUGUUCGUCCUUCACAGUUUUAUUUGAGACGACUAUACAACUAUCAAGCUUAUUUGUCAGAUCCAACAGCAGAUCUCUUUGUUUCUUAGGACCUAGAACUAGCAUCUCUGUUUUGUCCGGGUUUAAAAUAAUUUUCCGCCAUACACUUCCUUAUGUCUUAAACACAGGCUUCCAGAGUAGGUAAUUUUGGGGCUUCACCAUGUUUAAUCUAAAUGUACAGCUGUGUGUCGUCCGCAUAGCACCAACAGGUAGAAUAUAUAGUGAAAACAAUAGUGGUCCUAAAACAGAACCUUGAGGAAUGCCGAAACGUACAAUUUAUUUGUCAGAGGACAAACCAUCCACAGAGACAAACUGAUAUCUUUCCGAAAGAAAAUUACCUGAUGACCUGAUACACAGAGCAUACUGGAGUGACUACAUGUUGUAUAAGAAUAAGGUCGAUGUACGCACCAUUGUUGACAGUUGAUUUCUUAUUUUCUAGUUUGUCUUAAUUUUACUGGACUUUAAAUCAUGUGUGGGGAUUGAAAUUAAAAAUGAUAUUGCAAAAUUCCACGCUAGAAAAUAAAUUACAAGACUAGGUCAAAUCCAAAGGAGGAAAGGUUUGACAAUGUGAGGCAUGUAGAAUGGAUUGGGUAAUGGACUGGUAUAGGCUAGUGCUAGAGACUGCACUUAUCCUGGCAGUAGUGGUGUGACUUGCAUAUCCAGCACACUGGCAUGUGUAGCAGGGUAGCAGUAGUAUAGGUGUUGGUCAGUGAAAUGUUAUUAGUUGUGAGAUUUUGUAUUGAGAAAAGGGAGGUGGAUAUGUCGGAUUCAGAGGAUGUUGAACAUUGUACCUUCUUCAUUUGGACUUAGUCUCAGAGGAUUACAUAAAAGCAUACAGGGGUUCAUGUUAAAACACAGCUGUUCUGUGUUAAGAAUGGUUGUUUUAACAAUGAUGCUCACCUUACUUAUUAUGCUCACGUUGAGGAGCACUCCAAUGGCAUAUUGAUUCAAUAUGACUAGCAAGAGUGCUUUCAGACUCGCUCCCUCCGAGGGAUUGGCUGAAAACAAGUCAAGGUAAAUAGAGUUAUUUUGUUUGUAAAACUUCUUACUGCACAGUAAUCUAGACCAUAACUUUCACUCUGGUAUAUCUAGUGCUGCUAGCACACAAAUACACUCAGGAUCUUUUUAGAAAUCAAAUCAGAAAUCAUUCUGACACACUUUGCACAUUCAUGAUCAGACUGCAUCAACUGUUUCCGUGGCUGACAAUAAUGCUAUAACAUGAUUUUGAUACUAUACUCAUAUUACAGAAUUCAUGACUGUGUGAAUCAAACUGCACGUCUGCUAUGAUAUGUUUGAUAUCCUACGUGUUUUCAGUGUCAGGGGACACUUGGUUUAAUGACAUGAAAUCCAUUUGAACUGAGCUCUCAUCUCCAUGUAGCAGUAGAUGUGUUUGUUCUGUCAGGUUCAUGUCACUGAUGGAUACUCAUCUCUGUUCUGUCAGGUUCAUGUCACUGAUGGAUACUCAUCUCUGUUCUGUCAGGUUCAUGUCACUGAUGGAUACUCAUCUCUGUUCUGUCAGGUUCAUGUCACUGAUGGAUACUCAUCUCUGUUCUGUCAGGUUCAUGUCACUGAUGGAUACUCAUCUCUGUUCUGUCAGGUUCAUGUCACUGAUGGAUACUCAUCUCUGUUCUGUCAGGUUCAUGUCACUGAUGGAUACUCAUCUCUGUUCUGUCAGGUUCAUGUCACUGAUGGAUACUCAUCUCUGUUCUGUCAGGUUCAUGUCACUGAUGGAUACUCAUCUCUGUUCUGUCAGGUUCAUGUCACUGAUGGAUACUCAUCUCUGUUCUGUCAGGUUCUUGUCACUGAUGGAUACUCAUCUCUGUUCUGUCAGGUUCAUGUCACUGAUGGAUACUCACCUCUGUUCUGUUAGGUUCAUGUCACUGAUGGAUACUCAUCCCUGUUGCAGACUUCAUGUUACAACUCUCUAGAAAUAGGGAUUGUCAAGAUUUCUUGGUAUCAGUCAGUUCAACGUCAACUUCCCUACUAACAAGUACCCACUGGGCACAGACAUCAGUUCAACGUCUACUGCCCUACUAACAAGUACCCACAUGGCACAGACAUCAGUUCAACGUCUACUGCCCUACUAACAAGUACCCACUGGGCACAGACAUCAGUUCAACGUCUACUGCCCUACUAACAAGUACCCACAUGGCACAGACAUCAGUUCAACGUCUACUGCCCUACUAACAAGUACCCACUGGGCACAGACAUCAGUUCAACGUCUACUGCCCUACUAACAAGUACCCACAUGGCACAGACAUCAGUUCAACGUCUACUGCCCUACUAACAAGUACCCACUGGGCACAGACAUCAGUUCAACGUCUACUGCCCUACUAACAAGUACCCACUGGGCACAGACAUCAGUUCAACGUCUUGUUUUGGUUUACAGUUGGUUGAGUUGUCAAUUCAGUGUGAAAUCAAAAAAAAAAUGUGCUUGGAUUUAGGUUAAACGUUGGGUGAAAAAAAGACGAAAUGCUGAUGACUUUUUGCAAAUCCAAUUAUUGUCCCACGUUGAUUCAACGUCAUGACAUAGAUUUUUGGGGUUGAAAUUACGUGGAAACAAUGUUGAUUCAACCAGUUUUUGCCUAGAGGGUAGACUAUCAUCAUUUUAGUCUAUAUUCACUUGAAACUAUCACUGUGUUAUUUUAUUUAAGAGGUUUAUUGGUCAUUUGUAAACCUAAAACACAGGACAAGAAUACUUUUGUCUAUGUAAUAGAAAAUAAUUAAGUUGUACUUUUUUACAGCCACCUACAUGGGGUCUGCCAUACAUUUCCUACGAUUACACAAAUGCACCUACAGUAUGAUAGCUUUGUAUUGCAAAUACCCUUUAGCUAAUGAACAGUACUGAAAAAUGUAGUAUUUUAACACAUUUAGCUCCAAGGAUGAAAGUAAAGGCCACAAAUGUAUAUGAAAUGCCCACCUAUGACAUGGUAACUUAAUUUACAAUGACGAUAUGGAGGUAAUGGGCAUUAUGUUUACAUGAAUAAAUGCCAUCAGUGGUGAUUGCUUCAUGUUGCACCAUUUGAAUAAAAAAAUCUGCUUUGUA
Molecule: messenger RNA, 6752 nt
Organism: Oncorhynchus kisutch (coho salmon)
Lineage: Eukaryota; Metazoa; Chordata; Actinopteri; Salmoniformes; Salmonidae
Product: cyclin-dependent kinase 6
Exons: 8
Coding region: 312-1286 (324 amino acids)
Biological process (GO): regulation of G2/M transition of mitotic cell cycle; regulation of cell population proliferation; G1/S transition of mitotic cell cycle
Cellular component (GO): nucleus; cytoplasm; cyclin-dependent protein kinase holoenzyme complex
Molecular function (GO): cyclin binding; cyclin-dependent protein serine/threonine kinase activity; ATP binding
Source: RefSeq, a predicted model, not a curated record